This is a messenger RNA of Telopea speciosissima, 851 nucleotides long. RefSeq lists its product as uncharacterized. Bases 33 to 710 code for a protein of 225 amino acids. The record is from RefSeq and is a predicted model, not a curated record. The transcript has 6 exons. NCBI's taxonomy places the organism in Eukaryota, Viridiplantae, Streptophyta, Magnoliopsida, Proteales, Proteaceae.
AGGGGGCAAAGAAAGCAAGUAGAAGAGCCAAUAUGUCUUGCGGAUCAGUUCAGGGCCUGCAACUCUUUCCAACACCUUUCCCGGCAAAUUCAGUGGGAAACCAUUGUACGAGCUUUAAGAAUUUCUGCUUCAAGUUUGCUACCUCAGCUGUGACCUUUCCUAUCACUACUACAAGCAGCAGAGUUGCGUCCAGCAAAGGAGUGGGUGUUAGAGUGGAGGAGAGUAGCCCAGAACCAGAAGAUAUCAUCUCUGGAGAAUGGCCCGAGAAUUUCUCGCUUCUCAAUUACGACGACUUGAUAGCUUAUCUCGAGCCAGAGAUCUUUAAGGACAAGAUGGAUCCUGCUACACUGUUGGGGGAAGUUAUGUCCACUGUAGUUCGGAUAGCUACGGUUGAUCAGAAGCUGGAGGAAAUCGAUCAUCACUUUGAGUUUGUAUCAGGGCUCCCCGUCAUGGACGACCAGUUCAGAUGUAUUGGUGUCAUUUCUAAGAAAGACAAGCCGAGAGCUUCUCUUGGGUUGAUGUCAAAGGUGGGUGAAGUCAUGUCAUCUCCUGCCAUAACUUCACUGCCUAACAAGACAGUUCUGGAUGCUGCAGCAGUGAUGCUCAAGGAGAAGAUCCACAGAAUCCCAAUUGUGAAUGAAGAAGGCCAGGUUGUAGGCAUUGUAACUCGCACAGACAUUUUCAGAGCAUUGGAGGGACUGCCAGCUUGAGCCACUCCCCUCCCCCAACCUGUUGUUAGAGUGCGCUUGUGUAAAUUGUAAUUUAUAGGAUUUGUAGAGCAUAUGUUGGAACGAACAAUAUUAUGUACUGAAAUCUGGGAUUAAAGCCAUCCUUCUAAAGAGGGUCGAGUA